GGUCAUUUACAAAGAUACAAAAGGGAAACGGAGGGGGAGAUUACCCUUGUGUUUUUUCUAUAAAUUACGAGACUUUUUACUUGUCCCCCCGCAACACACACACACACUUGUUAAAAGAUGGAAUUUGUUGCUUAUCAUCACCAGCACCCGAUUGAACAACGUCCGCAACACUUGUACCGUCCAGUGACGACGACCAUGCCACAAGCUUCGCAAGCGCCUCGGUAUAUGCCAUACCCAGACAAACAACAACAACAACAACAACAACAAGAACGGCAAUCGCUUCCUCCCGUCGCUUCCGUCUUUCACCCACAGUAUGCCCAACGGCCGGCCUUACCGCCUCCUCAUCAUCUCGUUCAGCCGUCAUACCCACAACCACUUGCAAUGAUCAAACAAGAGCCUCGCUCUCCUCCGUCACGUCCGGACGAAAAGACAGACAAGGAACUCUUGCGCAAAGUCUCCCAUUCCGCCAUUGAGCGUAGAAGACGAGAACGUAUUAAUGAUAAGAUUAUGCAAUUAAAGGGGCUUGUGCCUUCCUGCGCCCACCAGGAAAAUUUGCACAAGCUGUCGAUUCUCCAAAACGCGAUUGAUUACAUUCGCCUUCUCAAGGACCAGCUCGAACACCAGGAACAAGCGAACAAGAAGCUUCAGCAACAGCAACAGCGAUUGGAACCUUCUCCUCCGCAAGCACCUGGGCCUUAUGAGCGGAGACCAAGCAUGUGCAGUCUCCCUUCUCCCAUUCCGAACCCGUCGUCUCCUGAAGACAGGCCCGCCUACCCGAUAUCCUCCCCCUUAUACCGAUCCGAUUCCGAAUAUGAAAUGUCGAGGAGAGAAGAGGUGACGGGUCUGCUGAUGCUAUCUGGCAUAAGGCCUUCUCCGGAACCCGCCGCUUCCACUCCGCCUCUUCCCGAAAAGAAGCCAUCGCGGCCCAUGUCGGUGGGCAGCUUGCUGUGCUAGUCUCCUUUUAAUUAUGAUACGAAUGGAAAAAGGGUUUUAUUUUUAUUUUUUGUACCAUGAUUAGUUUGCUGGUGUGUUGAGCUUGUGUGUAUAUAACAUAGAUCGUAUUUGGAAAAAGAC
This is a messenger RNA of Spizellomyces punctatus DAOM BR117, 1074 nucleotides long. RefSeq lists its product as uncharacterized. Gene Ontology annotation, molecular function: protein dimerization activity. The coding region runs from base 118 to 954 and encodes 278 amino acids. The record is from RefSeq and is a predicted model, not a curated record. The transcript has a single exon. NCBI's taxonomy places the organism in Eukaryota, Fungi, Chytridiomycota, Chytridiomycetes, Spizellomycetales, Spizellomycetaceae.